Dicentrarchus labrax (European seabass) is the source of this 1501-nucleotide messenger RNA. It is a transcript of the gene cnot9, whose product is annotated as CCR4-NOT transcription complex subunit 9. Gene Ontology annotation, cellular component: CCR4-NOT core complex; P-body; CCR4-NOT complex. Lineage: Eukaryota; Metazoa; Chordata; Actinopteri; Moronidae. Bases 172 to 1065 code for a protein of 297 amino acids. Gene Ontology annotation, biological process: mRNA catabolic process; negative regulation of translation. The transcript has 8 exons. The record is from RefSeq and is a predicted model, not a curated record.
GAAGCGUUGUAGCUGUUAGCAGAACAGCAGAGCUAGCAGAACACUGAAACCAAUGUAGCCUAAUAUCUGUGUUUUAGCAGAGUCAUUCUGUUUCAGUUGUCUUAAAGACUUAUAAUUUGUGAUACAGGUUUUUAAAAGGCCUUACUGGAUUAAAUCCAAGCGCUGCACAGAAUGUUGGCUACCGGAGCAGCUGUAACCACAGCACUGGCACAGGUGGACAGAGAGAAGAUCUACCAGUGGAUCAAUGAGCUGUCCAGUCCAGAGACCAGAGAGAAUGCCCUCCUGGAGCUCAGCAAGAAGAGGGAGUCUGUACCGGACCUGGCUCCCAUGCUGUGGCACUCCUGUGGAACCAUAGCUGCCCUGCUACAGGAAAUCGUCAACAUCUAUCCAUCAAUCAACCCCCCCACCCUAACAGCACACCAGUCCAAUAGAGUAUGUAACGCUCUUGCACUCCUCCAGUGUGUGGCCUCCCAUCCAGAGACAAGGUCAGCUUUCCUGGCUGCACACAUCCCGCUCUUUCUCUACCCGUUCUUACACACAGUGAGCAAAACACGGCCAUUCGAAUACCUCCGCCUCACCAGCUUAGGUGUCAUAGGUGCUUUGGUGAAAACCGAUGAGCAGGAAGUGAUUAACUUCCUGUUGACCACAGAGAUCAUUCCCUUGUGCCUUCGCAUCAUGGAGUCUGGCAGCGAGCUCUCCAAGACGGUUGCAACCUUCAUACUCCAGAAGAUCCUCCUGGAUGACACAGGGCUGGCGUAUAUCUGUCAAACAUAUGAGCGCUUCUCCCAUGUCGCUAUGAUUCUCGGCAAAAUGGUCCUCCAGCUCUCCAAAGAGCCGUCAGCCCGCCUUCUGAAACAUGUAGUACGCUGUUACUUACGCCUGUCUGACAACUCCAGAGCCAGAGAAGCUCUGAGGCAGUGCCUCCCCGACCAGCUCAAAGACACCACCUUUGCCCAGGUCCUGAAGGAUGACACCACCACCAAACGCUGGCUGGCCCAGCUGGUGAAGAACCUGCAGGAGGGUCAGGUCACUGAUCCCCGCGGCAUCCCUCUCCCCACACAGUGACUGCCCCCCCCGCUCCUCGACCCUGAGGAACACCAGCAAAAACUGCCUAUCAGACGAGCCUUCAAUCAUGGACACACGGAUGGCACUGUUUUUGUGAGAGACUUUCAAAGGAAAGGCUGCUGCCUGAUUAUUUUCGUGUUCAGAUGUGCAAGCGAACAGCUUGAGCCUCUGCACUUCCGUUGCCAUGAAUCAGAGACAUUCACAUUUGUUGCCUCGCCAUGUGUUCUGCAACUGUUUAUAGAUCUACAAUAAAUUGUUGCACAACGAAAAACAGCUUCAGCACAUUCACUCUGCUGCAGUAACUCUGCCAAAUACAUUGCCAUUAAAAGUAUUUAAUAUGCUGGUGGUUUGUGAGGCCUUCUGUAUGACCUGUAGCUGUGUGUUACUGAUAAGAUAUCUUAAUGGAAUAUUUCAGUAUUAAAGUACGCUAAUGUUC